AGAUCUCAAGAAAAAGAAUUUUACAUACUUCAAAUUAAGAAGAAGCAUCUGUUCGCCGGUGUCGAUUUUUAGACGCUGUUAAUGGCGGUGUUUGUGUAAUUUCUGCAUUAUCUGAUUGUUCUGGUGUACUUUAUGGCUAGUCUAAACAGAGCGUGUCAACAUUGACACCGAGGAAUCACAUUAACUGAUUGAUCCUUUUACUAUACAACUAUUUAUUACAAAAAUCAUGGAGGUGGAAAGUGUUGAGAAUAAUAUUCAUCUGGAUCUUUGCAGACUAUGCAAUUGUGAAUCCGAUGAAAAUAGUGAGAUGUUUAGCAUUUUUGAUAAGAAUGAAGAUGGACAAGAAAUACUCACGCUGAUUCAAAAAUAUCUUCAUCUAAAUGUACAGAAGACUGAUCCUUAUUCUAAGAGUGUUUGUGCUGAUUGUUUAGAAAACCUGAAUACUCUCAUUAAAUUCAAAACGAAAUGCCAGGAAAUAGAUGAAAAUCGUGAAAAAACUACUAAAAAUAAUGGUGAAAACAGUGAAGAAGUAUUACAAUAUCCCAGUAACGAUGACGAAACAGCAGAAAAUGAGUGCAAAAAUGAUUCAGAGAACUCGGAAGAGGAAAAAUAUCAAAAAGAUGAGCAAACAUCAACAGAAGGUCUCAUAACAUUUUGUAGUAAUUGCCGAUCUGAGAUAUUGGAUGCUCACAAGGUUGAUAGUGAAAUUGAAUUACGUGCUGAGCUACACCAGGCUAUUGCAGAUUCAUUCAGUAGAAAUAAAAUAGUAAUAACAGACAAAGUAUUACGAAGUAAAAGAAAGAGGAGCCAGGCAUUUUAUCACGAACUUGAAGAUUCUUUGUGCAGCAGUAUGACUGAAUUCACUAACACUGAAAGUUCACAAUGCUUUGAAUUCCAGAGUGAUAUUGACUCGAUUGAAGAAGAUGAAGAAAGACAGGCCAAGAGGAGAAAAAUCGAAAGCGUAAAGGAACCCGAACCAGAACCUCCAGUUCAGGCUGUUGUUUCUUAUGAAUCUCAAUUCGAGCAUGAAGAUGAAUACAUUCACAAUCCUGUGUCUCUAUUGCUAUUAUGCUUGAAUGUUAUCAAUACAGAAAACAUCCCUGAAUACGAGGGGGAACAUCAAACGUCAGUUUUGGUGGAGACUUCAUGCAAUUAUUGCGGGUUGGAAUUCAAGAACAGGAAGCUCCUGGCCUUGCACGAAGUAGGACAUUUGAACGUUGAAUUAGGUGAGAAAGUUGAUAUUCCCACCCUGUGGCACGAAUCCCGAGACGACGCCGAUAUUCGCAACAAAUGGUUGACAUCCGAAGAUGAUUUAGUCGAAGGUGAGAAUGAUAUGGAAAAUGAAACGCUGGUUGAAGGUGUCGAAGUAGAACCUGAAGAGGAGGAAGAGAGUCUUUUGAUACCUGUAGGAUCGUCGGAAGAGAGAGACGGGCAGAACUACGAAGAAACUAGAGAAGUAACGCUGAUCGAUGGCAAGCCUUUCGUUGACGGUUUACCUUUAUCCGAUUAUGCCAAGGAGGAGAGACGCGCCUUUUAUCACUCCAUGAGAGUCGGCGGGGUCAACAAAAGAUUCUGUCCCUUAUGCAGAUACAGUUUUAAAGAUAAUUGGGCCAUUGAAUCUCACUAUUUUUCGAUGGCAUGCUAUUACACUUGUCGUUAUUGUGGUAUGAGAUUCAACAAGCAAAGAAACCGUUAUGAUGAGCAUGUUGAAAUUCAUGUCAAGAACAAAGAUGAAUACUCGACUAAAGUAUUUGCUGCAAGCAAAAAUAACAACAUUGUUCCAAAGGUAAUCUUUCCUAAGAAAAGGUACUCGGCUAGAGAACAGCCUAUUGAACCCAUUUUACCGCAACCAAUUGAAAUCAAACACUUCACAUUGCAAAAUAAGAAAUCAACGCAGCCUGAGAUUAAAGUUAAACAGGAGCCCAUGGAAUAUAGCGAGAGUCAGUCUCCUGGAUCAUAUACGUCUAAUCAGCCGCAGUUCCAAACUUCGCAAUCUAAAACUGGCAACCAAGCCUAUUUCUGCAGAAAAUGCUACAAGGUAUUCUUCAAGCUGGACGAAUUCAAUAUGCACAGUAAAAAUUGCGACUACAAUCAGUUUGCCAAUAACAGUAUGCUAGGAAAUUAUCUAACAUCUGGUAACAAGCCGAACGGAGAGCAGCAACCAAGUAUUUCGAGUACAGGAAGACCAAUACGUAGCUGUGCGAAGGAGGCUGGGCCGUACAGAGAUGAAGUAUACAUUCCAGAACACAUAUUAAGGGAUCAGGUGCAGUCCUCGUCAUCUCAAGGGCCGUUUGUGUGUUACAUUUGCAACACCCCCUUUCCAACUGUGUAUUCUAGAAAUAGUCAUAUGAGGAUUCAUAAGACUGAAAGUAUGAUACCGCCGGCCUUAAGUAAUCAAGCCCUUCAGCAGCAUAAAAUCAAACCAGCUUACCAAGAACCGUACCAUCACCAAAGUGUUGCACACUUAGCCGAGGUGAAACAAGAGCCGAUGGAUUUUGAACCAGAAGUAGAGAUCCACGAGCCUGUUCAAGAAACUUUCACAGCCAACCUCAGUCCUGCAGUUAGUAUUACUCCUAUCUCUAAGAAGCCCAACCAGAGAUUGAACAUUAAUCCGAACGUUAUGAAAUUAGUGCAAAACAAUCCCCAGUUGAGCAUUAGGAAUAGGGAAUCUUCACCGCAACAAACUCAACAACAAAAUCAUCAGAUGCAACAACAACUACAGCAAAUGUUAGCUGGAACCCCAGAUAGUGACAGGACAUACAAGUGCUCCAGUUGCUGGGAAUCGUUUGCAAAUAAAUCCCACCUUUACUUCCAUAAGAAGAAUCAAUGCGAAGGAUCUAAAUAUCCAUGUCCCUUCUGUAAGAAAAGGUUUGGAACAGAAGCUGCCUACAGUUCUCACAUCUAUUACAGCCACCCUGAAUAACAACUUUGACUAACAGAUUUAUUUCAUUUUAAAAUUGAAUCUAUUUAUCUAAAACACACGUGAAAAUAAGUGAAAUAUCCUCCAUCGAUUGAUAAAUGUUCAUUUAUAUCAUUUAAAUGUGCUUCCACACUUACAGUGAUUAUGAAUAUUAUAAUCAUUAAUUUUCAAAUUUUAUUUUUACAAAUUACAUUUAUUUUUAUAUUGAGUGAUAUAAACUGCCAAUACAGAAUUGAUCGACACCUAGUCAAAUUUCAAAAUGAUUUUUUUUUUAUUUGUUAUAAUACACAUUUAAUUUUUAAACUUAUUGACAUUUUCAAUACACAUUCAUCAUAUAGUUGUUAAGAUUAUGUAUGAUUAUUGUAUUCCAUAUAGUGAAAUAGAUCUGCUAAUUUUUUUUCUAAUUAAAUUUCAAACAAACACUAAAUAUGAGUUGUUCCGAAAAAAAUUCCUCCGCCGUGAUUUUUUCAGUUUUUAUAAUUCUUAAGUUUGUGAUUUAAGACAGUCUCUAAUAUGGACUGGAGUAGAUGCCAGAUAAUCUACUAUUAAUGAAUAUUCUGUAAAUAUUGAUAAUUUGUUGUAUAUAGCCAUUUUACAAGCCUACAAAUGAGAAAUUAAUGUAGAUUUCUUCAGUUUCCACUGUUCAGAAAAUUUUUGUAGUCUUUACAUAAAUAUAUAUAUAUAUAUAUGGUGUUCAUAGGAAAUCGUAAUUUACAUAUAUUUGAACUGAAUAAUUUAUUGUUUAUAUAAGUUGCAUUAGUGAUUUUGUCAUUUUUUUCAGUACCAGAAAAUGAUUUUGUAUAUAGAAUUGUAGUAGAUUUGACUUUAAAUAUAAUCGAAAAAUUAAAA
Molecule: messenger RNA, 3769 nt
Organism: Harmonia axyridis
Lineage: Eukaryota; Metazoa; Arthropoda; Insecta; Coleoptera; Coccinellidae
Exons: 9
Coding region: 227-2923 (898 amino acids)
Biological process (GO): regulation of transcription by RNA polymerase II
Cellular component (GO): nucleus
Molecular function (GO): zinc ion binding; DNA-binding transcription factor activity, RNA polymerase II-specific; RNA polymerase II transcription regulatory region sequence-specific DNA binding
Source: RefSeq, a predicted model, not a curated record